Cricetulus griseus (Chinese hamster) is the source of this 3371-nucleotide messenger RNA. The record is from RefSeq and is a predicted model, not a curated record. Lineage: Eukaryota; Metazoa; Chordata; Mammalia; Rodentia; Cricetidae.
AUGGCACCCAGAACUGAGACCCCUGUGAGCAGCAUCAGCAACAGUCUGGAGAAUGCAUUGCACACAUCAGCACAUUCCACGGAGGAGUCCCUGCCCAAGAGGCCUUUGGGAAAACACGGCAAAGAUCUUUUGUCUAUAAAACUUCUGGGUUGUCCCUCAACAUCUCAAAGGACUGGCAUUCUGGAAGGCUCUGGCUUUGCUGACCAGAAGAGUGUACCUGCAGGGACUGUAAAGCCUAUGAGUGUUGAAAAAAUAGACCUGAAGGGAUUAUCACACACGAAAAAUGACAGAAGUGUUGAGUGUUCCUUUGAGGUGGGGUCUUUUCUGAACACAGGGAGACUCUGUUCUCCUGUGUUCUGGAGGUUGUUGACUGAUGGUAACACUGGAGAACCAUGGACCCACCAAGCCCCAGUGCUCAAGAUAGUGUGGGCAGCAAGUUCUACAAGACCCUGGACAUGUGCGGUAGCCAUCUACACACCUGGAAGCAUGGGUGUCUCAUGGUAUUUGAGGCGCCUUGUGUUGAGUGGAUGGAGACUGAGUAUGAGGGCAGUGCAGCCUUGGACCCUGGCCAAAGCUAGGCAACUUGGAAGUGAACCAGAUUCCUGGGACCAGACUGUGAAUCUUCCACUCUAUGUUUUUGGCUGUGAUGAGGACCCCAGGAACACACACAGGGCAAGCCAUGCUGUGGCAGUGGUCUUAUGGUCUGAUUCUUCAAUAACGUCAGUAACCAAGUCUUCCUCAGAAGUGACUGAAUUUAUUUCAAAGUUAUCCCAGCUCUGCCCUGAAGAGAACUUGGACAAACUCAUUCCUUGCUUGGCUGGCCCAGAUUCUUUCUAUGUGGAACGCAACCAUGUGGAUUUAGAAGCAGGUCUGAGGUAUUUGGCUUCCAUACCUUCUCACACACUGAAACAUGACCACGUUAGGAAGUUCUUCAGUACUUCAUCUCCUACCCAACAACUCCAAAAUCCAAGUCCUGGCAACCCCUCCCUUCCUAAAGUAGGUGCCAUGAUGGGAGUAUCUGGAAGGCCUGUGUGUGGAGUGGCCGGCAUCCCAUCCUCGCAGAGCAGCACCCAGCACCAUCUGCAGCACUCGGCCAGUGCAUCUGCUUCCCUGCCCCACUGCUCCCACACAGGGGGUACAGGCUCAACGCUGGCUUACCGGACCCAAGUGGACAACUCGCCUACCAUCCUGAUGCCCUCUAGUCUGCAGGCCCCUCAGCCCCAGGAGCAAAAUGGGAUUUUAGACUGGCUUAGGAAGCUUCGUUUGCACAAAUAUUACCCCGUCUUUAAACAGCUCACCAUGGAGAAGUUUCUGAGCCUUACUGAAGAAGAUCUGAAUAAAUUUGAGUCCCUCACCAUGGGAGCAAAGAAAAAGCUUAAGACUCAGUUGGAGCUGGAAAAGGAGAAGUCAGAGAGACGGUGCCUCAACUCCUCAGCUCCAUCCUUGGUCACCAGCAGUGGAGUGGCCCGAGUCACCCCCACCAGCCACGUGGGACCUGUGCAACCUGGGCGUAGCAACCAUGCUGCAGAGCUACGGGUGGAGGUGGAGCCACCGGCUCACCAGCUGCCCCGGGAAGGCAGCUCCUCCGAGUAUUCCAGCUCCUCCUCUAGCCCCAUGGGUGUGCAGGUGCGAGAGGAGAGUUCAGACAGCGCUGAGGAGAGCGAUAGACGUGUGGACAUGCAUGUCGAGGGUACUGACAAGGAGAAGCCUGUGAUGCUGCUGACUCACUUCCCAUCCAGCUCUGCCAGACCCACAGCCCAGGUUCUGCCUGUGCAGAAUGAGACUGGCUCCAGCCCUGCAGGUCACCAUCCCCUGCCCCCACAGCUGAUGCCUACAGCUUCCCACCUGGCACCUGUCCGCAUGCUGAACUCGGUGCACAAGUCGGACAGAGGCAGCACGGACGUGAAGCUCCUCUCAUCCUCUGUCCACUCCCUUCUGACCCUGGAAGAAAGGAACAAGGGGCCUGGCCCUAGAAGUGGCACAAAAGUGGACAAGAGCUUUGGCGGAGCUGUGCUGGACACACUGCCCUCAGCGGCACCCCAUCCACCAGUGCAGGUCCUCUCGGGCCUUGUAGAGAACAACUCUGUGUCACCCACGGUCUCCUUUGGUCCCCGGGCCAAAGUUGUGCAUGCAGCCACACUGGACAGGGUGCUGAAGACAGCACAGCAGCCAGCCCUGACUGUAGAGACAAGUUCAGCCGCCACAGGGACACCAAGCACCGUCCUGCAUGUGGCCCGGCCACCCAUCAAACUGCUGCUGUCCUCCUCCGUCCCUGCUGAUGCUGCCAUCUCUGGGCAGACUUCUUGCCCCAACAAUGGGCAGAUCAGCGUUCCCCCUGCAAUAAUCAACCCUCGGACUGCUCUAUAUACAGCCAACACCAAAGUUGCCUUCUCUGCAGUGAGCAGUGUGCCUGUGGGCCCACUGCAAGGCAGCUUCUGCGCCAACAGCAACACUGCCUCCCCUAGCAGCCACCCCUCCACGUCUUUUGCGAGCAUGGCCACUCUGCCCAGUUGUCCUGCCCCCAGCUCCAGCCCUGCCCUCUCCUCUGUCCCUGAAAGCAGCUUCUACAGUGGCGGUGCUGGCAGCAGCUCCCCAGGAAACAUUCCUGCCUCAAGUCAGAACCACCACCACCACCACCACCAUCAACAGCCCCCCGCACCCCCACAGCCUGCGCCACCCCCACCUGGAUGCAUUGUGUGCACAUCCUGUGGGUGCAGUGGCAGCUGUGGCUCCAGUGGCCUGACUGUCAGCUAUGCCAACUACUUCCAGCACCCAUUCUCUGGGCCAUCCAUGUUUACCUUCCCUUUCCUACCCUUCAGUCCCAUGUGCAGCAAUGGCUACGUCAGUACCCAGCAGUAUGGUGGUGGCUCUGCCUUCCCUGUUGUACACGCGCCCUACAGUGGCAGUGUGACUCCGGACCCUGUCCUAGGUGGGCAGUCCACGUUUGCAGUGCCACCCAUGCAGAACUUCAUGGCUGGGACAGCAGGGGUGUAUCAAACCCAAGGCCUGGUGGGCAGCACCAAUGGCUCCAGUCACAAAAAGAGUGGGAAUCUGUCCUGUUACAACUGUGGGGCUACUGGUCACCGUGCUCAGGAUUGCAAGCAGCCGUCCAUGGACUUCAACCGGCAAGGAACUUUUAGGUUGAAAUAUGCCCCUCCAGCAGAAAGUCUGGACUCCACGGACUGAUCCUUUUCUUUUUUUGGCAACAGAACAUUUUAUUAAGCCAUGAAAAUGACAUAGAGAACUGAAGUCAAGUUGCUGUGGAGCCAUGGAGACCUAAGGAAAAUCACAUAGAAAACUGAAGUCGAGUUGCUGUGGAGCUUAAUAUUUUUAACCCAAAGGUGCUUUACUUUACUAUACUGGAUAGAGAA